AUGUUAUACAAGAAUAAAACUAGUUCAAAAAGUGAAGUCGAAAGAAUUAUGAAUGUAUUCUUUUCCCAGCCGGAUCAAUCCAUUGAACAACAUCUUGCUUUUUCAUUUGCAUGCGCGGCUGCUUGGAGAAAACUUAACGUUGGUGCUACGUCAGAAUGGCUAAGAUUUAAAAUUUUAUCUACGAAAAAUGUCAGUCAAUAUUUAAAGUAUCAACCUGAAUUUGUCGGUUCCACUGAACGAUCGAAUGCUACUCAAAUACUACAAAAUAUUGCUUCAUGGCAAACAAUUCAUCAGAAAUUAGCCUUCUUGCUGAUUUUUAUACCAGUUUCUUCAGCAAUUGUACAACUUGAACGAAUAAUUUCUAAUGAACGUCGACCAUCUACAAUCACAACUUGGCCCUAUUUAUUAAUUAUUAAAGGUUAUCCCGAAGAUUUACAAAUUUAUCUUAUUGAAUAUGUUCAUUUAUUUGUUGAUGUUAAAACUGAAAUUGCAAAUUCUAUCAAAGAAAAAUUUCUUGCUGUAAUUAUCAAAUGGAUGACUAAUUGUUGA
Messenger RNA from Rotaria sp. Silwood1, 549 nucleotides. NCBI's taxonomy places the organism in Eukaryota, Metazoa, Rotifera, Eurotatoria, Philodinida, Philodinidae. The record is from the annotation of a GenBank genome assembly.